AUGACAGAUGAUAUAGUUUUUGAAAAUAUGGUGAUAGACGAUACAAUAGUAGAAGAAGAAGAUGUUGAAAUGAAAUACUAUUUAAAAAAUAAAAAAGAGUUUGAAUUUUUAGCAAAAGAGAUGUUAUCAGGUAAAAAGAUAUUAUUCAUUACAGGUGCAGGUCUCUCUAUUAAUUCUGGUAUUUCAGCAUAUCGUAAUACAAAGACUAGUGUAUGGUCAAACUUUAUUACCGAAUGGGGUACAAGAAAAAAGUUUGAACAAGACCCAGCACAAUUUUGGAAUCACUUUUGGUUAAGAACUCAUGAAAAGCAAGAAUAUCUUGAUGCACUACCAAACAGUGGUCAUCUUGCAAUUUCAAAUUUUGUAGAAUAUUUAGGAUCAAAUGUUAUUACACAAAAUGUUGAUGCACUUCAUUUGAAAGCAAAAGUACCAAUAGAGAAAUUGGUGGAAGUUCAUGGUAGAAUUUCAUUAUAUAAGUGUAUUACCAAGGGUUGUAGAUUCGAAUAUGAUGAUACUAUUGAUAAUAUUGAAAUUGGUGACUACUCAAUCAAUGGCACAACAAUGAAACAAGGUAAUCUUGAAAUCACUCCUCCACUUUGCCCAGAAUGUAAAAAACCAAUUUUACCACAAUCACUUUUAUUCGAUGAAAAUUAUUCUUCUCAUCAAUUUUAUAAUAUUGAAAAAGCAAUGGAUUGGAUUCAAGAAGCUGAUAUUUUUAUUUUUAUUGGUACAAGUUUUUCAGUUGGUAUUACUGAAGAAGUUAUUUGUCAUGCUCAAAGUGAACGUAAAAAAAUGUUUAACUUUAAUAUAUUUAAAGAAACAAAGAUAUCAGGUUUAAAAAGUAUUGUUGGUAAAAGUGAAAUUACAUUACCAUUAUUAGAGAGACAAUUACUUUAUGAAGCUCAAAAAAGAAAUAAUGGUAAAAAACAAAUUUGGUAUGGAAAUACUAUCAAAAGAAUAGUCUCUGAAAAUUCAAUGUUAUUAAAAGAAGCAAUGUUAAAAAAUGAUACAAAAUCAAGUGUAAAAGUGUAA
This is a messenger RNA of Dictyostelium discoideum AX4, 1032 nucleotides long. It is a transcript of the gene sir2E, whose product is annotated as NAD(+)-dependent deacetylase, silent information regulator protein family protein. Gene Ontology annotation, biological process: chromatin remodeling. Lineage: Eukaryota; Evosea; Eumycetozoa; Dictyosteliales; Dictyosteliaceae. The transcript is spliced from 6 exons. The coding region runs from base 1 to 1032 and encodes 343 amino acids. The record is from RefSeq and is a predicted model, not a curated record. Gene Ontology annotation, cellular component: nucleus. Gene Ontology annotation, molecular function: NAD+ binding; NAD-dependent protein lysine deacetylase activity.